UUUACAGAAAUAGAAGCAAGUUUGACAGCUAAAAUAUACAGAAGCGAGUUGAGAGAUAUUUGAAGGGAUCGCGAUGCGAUCUCCAUUUGCUCUGAUUGUUGCUGCAAUCGCAGUUUAUGGGGCUACGAUUAAUUAUGUCAAUGGACAAGCGAUGCCAUUUAGAUCCCAUUUACACCCUGAGGCAGUUACACUCUCAUCAGAGAGAAACUGGAUUUCGCCAAUGCAAGUGAAGGCUCAUCUUGCGCAAUUGCACCAACGCGUUAAAAAAGGAGCAAAGUUCAACUUUGAUUCACUGGGGAAUGUUGGAAAACUGAUGCAAAAAGGCAAUGAAACAAUCCACAGCAUGAUUGAAACAUUGCGAAAUGCUGAGCUGGAACACAAAGCAUCCAUCAAUGCAGUGACAUCUGAAACAAUUAGUUCUGUUUGUCUUUCACACAUCAUCUUAUCCCUGGGUCAACUUUUGCAGCUGAAACCCUGGGCCUUUGAAAUGUUUGAUGCUUUUGGGAAACUGAAUGAUGGAAUCAAGUGGGGCAAUGUCAUGGCAACUGGUAAUUUUGAUCAAUGCGUUGCCAUCAGGGCAACAGAAAAUCCCACAAGUCCAGAGGACAUUUUUCAAGGAAAAUACUGCACUGUACUGUUGAAUACACAAGGAAUGAUGACAAGCAAUGCAACAAGUGCUGAGUUCAGGGAGGCAUUCAUACGCAACAGUAUUCAAAGGAACACAGAUUUCCAUUCACUGUUUGGUCCACACCAAAACAUUGAGAAAUUACUGCAGAAUCUGCCAAGGAUUGCAAAAACAGGGGAUGUCCAGCUGCAGCUGAAUUCCUAUUAUGGAAGCAUGUUUCCAUCUUUUUCAGGAAUUGGCUUUGGUGGAUGUUUCCCUUCCUCAUGCUCAGCCCGGGAUAUUGAGAUAUUGGUAGACAUGUUUGCAACAAACCUUGUCUCUUUGGCAUUUCCCACAAUGGUAUCAGAACAAGCUGUUUCAACUCCAAAUCUGUUCGCUGUGUUAGACUGUCAAAUUCAGGGUGAGAAGAAGACCUUGGAUUCAGCUGACAUCCUUGUAACGAGCAUUUUGUCAGCCAUAUUGAUAGUAAUGAUUUCAGCAACCCUGCUUGAUUGGAGAAUCAGAGAAAACCCAGAAAAAUGGACAAAUAUUAAAAAAGAUCUUGGAGUGCAAACCCUGAUAUCUUUUUCUGUCUGGACAAAUGGAGAGAAACUUCUUAGUACUUCCAGGAAUAGCGCAGCUAUUGGAUGCCUUGAUGGAAUAAGGUUCAUAUCCAUGACGUGGGUUGUGCUUGGACAUUGCUUUCUUUUUAGUUCAUCAGCAGUGUGGGCAAAUGGAAUCAGAGCUGUGACAGAGAUGACCAAGGACUUCACUAUGAUGGCUGUGACCAAUUCAACUGUGUCAGUGGACAGCUUCUUCUUCCUGUCAGGUCUCCUCCUCACAUAUAUAUCAUUCAGACAAUUGGAAAAAUCAAAGGGAAAACUCAACAUUGUCCUUUACAUACUGCAUCGCUAUUUGAGACUUACACCAGCUCUUGCAGCACUCAUUGUCCUUCAGAUUACAGUUUUCCGCAGGCUUGGAGAUGGUCCAUCUUGGUACCAAGUGGAGAGUAUUGCUCAAAAUUGCAAGGACACCUGGUGGAUCAAUAUGCUCUACAUAGGAAACUUUGAUAGUUACGACCCUGGUUUGCAAACCAAUUGCAUAGGACAAGCUUGGUACCUUUUUUGUGACAUGCAGUUGUAUGUGCUGAGUCCAUUAUUGUUACUUGUUAUGUACCACUACCCAAAAUUGGGGUAUUUUUCUUUGGGGGCCAUAAUGCUGGGAUUCUGGACAUCACCAAUUGUUGUGACUGUUGUCAACGACAUUGCUCCAGUAUUUUUUCCAUCACUUGCGAGCUUCCUUGAUCCGAAAAUGAUUGAUUUUUUUUUGAAGUCAUAUACUCAAAUGCACGUCAGAGGAGGUCCGUAUGUCAUAGGAAUGGCCUUGGGCUAUGUGAUGCACAAACUGCGAGGAAAGAAGUUCAACUUACCCAAGUGGGCUGUCAUUGCUGGAUGGACCUUGGCCACAGGAAGUGCCCUCGCCAUCAUCUAUGGCCCAGUGAGGUAUUUCAAAUUUGACAGCAUGGAUUCCCCAGGCAGAACAGAAUCUGCCCUUUGGUCCAUGUUUCGCAAUGUAUGGACACUCUGUCUGGCAUGGGUUGUCUUUGCAUGUGCCAAUGGUUACGGGGGCUUUGUCAAUACUUUCCUGAGCUGGAAAGCCUUCAUGCCACUGUCCAGAUUGACAUAUUGCACAUAUUUGCUGUCUGUUCCAGUGCAAACCAUGUAUCAGGCUGCCAGGAGGUCCCCCAUGUGGAUGGACUACAUUCAGAUGGUUUACUUGUACGUCGCUGUCCUCAUUAUAUCCAUGUUACUGGCCUUUGUUUUUUCACUUGCGUUUGAGAUGCCUUUCUUGGGACUGGAGAAAGUUAUUUUCAGACCACUGGAGAACUUUGACAUCAAGACUGUGCUGACUGUCAAAAUUCCUCGGGAGGAAAAGGAAGAAAAAUUGCCUUUAGAAGAACACGGCAUUGAAGUGGAAUUGAAUGAAAUUCAACCACAAGGGACGACGAAUCCAUCGUUCGUCAAUCAAUAAUAUUUCAAAGCUGAGUUUCUGAUCGCUGGAUUUUCAAAUGAUUUCGAAAUAUUGUUUCAGUAACGCGAGAUAAAUUCAUUUCAGUAAGAAA
Molecule: messenger RNA, 2726 nt
Organism: Notodromas monacha
Lineage: Eukaryota; Metazoa; Arthropoda; Ostracoda; Podocopida; Cyprididae
Source: the annotation of a GenBank genome assembly